CGGGGCCGCGGCGGCGUUCGCGGCUCUCCGGGCGCGCAGCGGUUCUGCCCUCCCUUGAGGCCGUGGCGGCACCGCCGGGCGGCCGGCACCACCCACCCGGCCUCAGCCGACCCCGCACCCGCCACCACGGACGUGGAGACGGCGGCGGGCGGAGCCGGGCCCGGCCCGAGGGGACCGUCCCGGCGCGGUGGGGCUCCCGCCGCUCAGUAGGCGCCGGAGCGAGGGCGGGCUCGCUCCGCAGGGGCUCGCAGGGCCCGGGCCGGCCGCGCUCCCGACGCCGCUGGGGCCUCCGGCGGGACCGAGCGAGGCGAGGAGGAAGGCCCGGUCCGGUGCUCCCCGAGACGGGUGAGGGGAGCGGGAGAGCCAGUCCCGCGUCCUCCGCCCCAGCUUUGUUAGCCGGGCCCUCGGCGGGGAACGGGAGCGGCGAGACCGGGCCGGUGCCCCCGGAGCUGCCGGGUCCUUUCCCCACUCUCGCUUGCGGAGCAUCGUCUGCGGGACUACUACAGAGGAAACAACAGGUCUCGCUCUCUGCUCGCCUUCCAAAGCGACGCCAGCGCCUUGCUCUUGGGAUUAUAAAUGUUUGAGCUAAGACCCAGGGAACUGGAAGGAGAGCUUCCCGUUGGAAUUAAUAGAAGAGAAAAGAAGGGAGGCUUUUCCAAAUCCUCUACAAGAAAGCUCGUGCUGUUUUCUCUUGCUGUCUGUACUCUGUUUAAUAAUGCGAUUGUGACCUGAGUGGAAUUUAUGAGCGAUGAACUAUUGAAGCUUCUUGCGCCUCUGCAUCGGACUAAAUUUAUUUUUUUUUUUUUUUUUUUUUUUUUUUUUUUUUUUUUUUUUUUUUUUUUUUUUUUGUGUCAGCACAUGAUUCCUUCAUCCCAGCUGUUACAGGACCUAUGGGCCAGUAAUAGAGGGAUGGGAAGCUGAGACAGUUUAUUAUCACAUUCUUCUGUGCCGGGGACUUGGCGAGUUUGCUGAAGCUGCUGCUUUAUACUGGAUCUGCUCUUUCUUCGGCAGGUUUUUUUUUUUUUUUUUCCCCAUGUGUUUCGAUUAAACAGGCAUUGGACUGGAGCUGGAUGGAUGCUUUUCAAUCCAAAAGCUUCUGGGGAAUAAUAGAAAACUGCUAAAACAGAGCAGAACUGGUGCUGCAGGAAACCUGGGGCCUGUUUUCCAAGCCUUUUCGUUUUACUGAGCAAGAUGAUGUGUGAGGUGAUGCCAACCAUCAGUGAGGCCGAGAUUCCUGCCGGGGGAAAUGGAGGCCACGGUUCAGGUUCCCCGUUGCAGUCAGAUGCUGAUUCCCACUUUGAGCAGUUAAUGGUGUCCAUGCUGGAAGAAAGGGAUCGUCUGCUGGAAACGCUCCGAGAAACUCAGGAGACGCUCGCGCUCACCCAGGGCAAGCUGCAUGAGGUUGGCCAUGAGAGGGAUUCCUUGCAGAGGCAGCUCAAUACUGCACUUCCACAGGAAUUUGCAGCGCUCACAAAAGAGCUCAAUGUAUGCAGGGAGCAGCUGCUUGAAAGGGAAGAAGAAAUUGCUGAACUGAAAGCAGAAAGAAAUAAUACGAGGCUAUUACUGGAACACUUGGAGUGUCUUGUGUCCAGGCAUGAGCGAUCCCUCAGGAUGACUGUUGUGAAGAGGCAAGCUCAGUCUCCAGCAGGAGUUUCUAGUGAAGUAGAAGUUCUCAAAGCACUAAAAUCUUUAUUUGAGCACCACAAAGCCCUUGAUGAAAAGGUGAGGGAGAGGUUACGAGUAGCACUUGAAAGAUGUAGCUUGUUGGAAGAAGAACUAGGUACUACACAUAAAGAGUUAAUGAUUCUGAAAGAGCAAAAUAAUCAGAAGAAAACACUUCCAGAUGGGAUGCUGGAUGUAAAUCAUGAACAAGAAAAUACACCAACUACAAAUGGGAAGAGAUCCUCUGAUGAUGGUUUGUUAUGCCAUGAUGAAAACCUUGCUAAAGUAAUUGAACUCCAAGACAUUAUAGAUAAGCAAAACAAAGAGCAGACACAAAUGAAGGAACGCCUCACUGCUUUGUCCAGCAGAGUAACAGAGCUGGAAGAAGAUCUAGACACAGCAAGGAAAGACUUGAUAAAAUCUGAAGAAAUGAACACAAAGUUACAGAGGGAUGUACGAGAGACUCUGGCCCAGAAGGAGGACAUGGAGGAGAGAAUCACCACUCUGGAGAAACGCUACCUCGCUGCACAACGUGAAGCUACAUCUGUGCAUGACCUCAAUGAUAAACUUGAAAAUGAAAUUGCCACUAAAGACUCCAUGCACCGACAGAGUGAAGAUAAGAACAGGCAACUGCAAGAGCGACUGGAACUGGCUGAGCAAAAGCUGCAGCAGACCCUGAGAAAAGCUGAGACUUUGCCAGAAGUGGAGGCUGAGCUGGCACAGAGAGUGGCAGCACUUUCAAAGGCUGAGGAGAGACAUGGCAAUAUCGAGGAGCGACUGAGACAGAUGGAGGCACAGCUUGAAGAGAAGAAUCAAGAACUGCAGAGGGCUAGACAGAGAGAGAAGAUGAAUGAAGAGCAUAAUAAACGUUUGUCAGAAACUGUUGAUAAGCUCCUGUCUGAAUCCAAUGAAAGGCUCCAGCUUCAUCUCAAAGAGAGGAUGGCUGCCCUGGAAGAUAAGAAUUCACUUCUUCGAGAAAUUGAAAAUGCAAAAAAACAAAUAGAAGAACUUCAGCAUGAAAAGGAUCAACUUGUAUUAAAUGUUGAUGCAUUAAGGGCUGAAAACGACCAAGUUAGGCUCAGAGCCACAUCACUUCAUCAUAGCAGACCGGAUUUCAGAUUUCCUGUGCCAUCCUCCUCUGUGGGGGACAGUCACACUGACUCCUAUGGCACCUCCUCUGUGCUGAGGCGGCCCCAGAAGGGGCGUCUGGCUGCUCUCAGGGACGAGCCUUCAAAGGUUCAGACCCUGAAUGAGCAGGAUUGGGAGCGGGCCCAGCAAGCCAGCGUGUUGGCAAACGUGGCACAAGCAUUUGAGAGUGAUGUGGAUGUGUCUGAUGUGGAGGACGACAGGGAGACCAUUUUCAGCUCAGUUGAUCUGCUGUCACCAAGUGGUCAGGCUGAUGCUCAGACUUUAGCCAUAAUGCUGCAGGAACAGUUGGAUGCAAUCAACAAAGAGAUCAGACUGAUCCAGGAGGAGAAGGAGAACACGGAGCAGCGCGCGGAGGAGAUCGAGAGCCGCGUGGGCAGCGGCAGCCUGGAGGCGCACGGCCGGUUCCGCUCGCUGGGCUCCAUCCCCCCCACCUAUGGCGGGACCCUGGCUGGCUCCUCCCCACCUGGCAGCGGCCGCUCCACGCCCCGGCGCAUCCCGCACAGCCCGGCCAGGGAGGUGGACAGGCUGGGCAUCAUGACACUGUCUCCAGCUUCCAGAGAAGAGGUACGAGAUGACAAAACCACCAUAAAAUGUGAGACAUCACCACCUUCUUCACCUCGGUCUUUGCGUCUGGACAGAGUCCAGAAAGGAGCUCUGCACACAGUGAGCCACGAAGAUAUCAGGGACAUUAGGAAUUCAACAGGUUCACAAGAUGGGCAAACAAGUAAUCCUAGUAGCAGUAACAGCAGCCAAGAUUCCCUUCACAAAGCCCCCAAAAAGAAGGGGAUCAAAUCCUCCAUUGGCCGCCUGUUUGGCAAGAAGGAAAAGGGACGACCUGGACAAGGAAGCAAGGAAGCUCUGGGACAAGGUGGCGUGGGAGAAGCAGAUGGUUCCUCUCAGGAUACAUUAGGUCUCAGCAAACUUGGAGGUCAGGCAGAGAAAAACAGGAAAAUGCAGAAAAAGCAUGAGUUGCUGGAGGAAGCCAGAAGACAAGGUUUGCCUUUUGCACAGUGGGAUGGGCCCACUGUGGUGGUGUGGCUGGAGCUGUGGGUGGGGAUGCCAGCCUGGUACGUGGCUGCAUGCCGAGCCAAUGUGAAAAGCGGUGCUAUCAUGUCAGCCCUGUCUGACACGGAAAUCCAGCGGGAAAUCGGCAUCAGCAAUCCCCUGCACAGGCUCAAGCUCCGCCUGGCCAUCCAGGAAAUCAUGUCCCUAACCAGCCCCUCUGCCCCUCCCACCUCAAGGACGACCACGGGAAAUGUCUGGGUAACACAUGAAGAGAUGGAAAAUCUUACAGCCACACAACAAACGGAAGAUGAGGAGGGAAGCUGGGCUCAGACAUUAGCCUAUGGUGACAUGAACCAUGAGUGGAUUGGCAAUGAGUGGCUGCCAAGCCUGGGGCUCCCUCAGUACCGCAGCUACUUCAUGGAAUGUCUGGUGGAUGCUCGGAUGCUGGAUCACUUAACUAAAAAAGACCUGCGUGGGCAGCUGAAAAUGGUGGACAGCUUUCACAGAAACAGUUUUCAGUGUGGAAUUAUGUGCCUCCGAAGACUGAAUUAUGAUCGAAAAGAACUGGAAAGAAAAAGAGAAGAAAGCCAGAGUGAAAUUAAGGAUGUCCUUGUGUGGAGUAACGAGAGAAUGAUCCACUGGGUUGUGUCCAUCGGCCUUAAGGAAUACGCAAAUAACCUGCUUGAGAGCGGAGUUCACGGUGCACUUGUGGCCUUAGAUGAAUCCUUUGAUUACAAUGCAUUAGCUCUCCUGCUGCAAAUCCCCACUCAAAACACACAGGCUCGUGCUGUUCUGGAGAGGGAAUUCAAUAACCUCCUUGCUAUGGGCACUGACAGAAGACUUGAUGAAGAUGAUGAUAAGAGCUUUAGGAGAGCACCUUCGUGGAGGAAGAAGUUUAGACCAAAGGACAUAAGAGGUUUAGCUGCUGGAUCAGCAGAGACUCUUCCUGCAAAUUUCAGAGUUACAACCUCAAUGUCUUCACCCUCUAUGCAGCCAAAGAAGAUGCAGAUUGAUGGCAGUGUAUCAGGAACACAAAGAUUGGAUUCUGCUACAGUAAGGACCUACUCCUGUUAAAGCCUUCUCCUGUUUACCCACACUAUUUCUACCGGUGAUAUGCAGCAUUUUGAACAUUUGGAACCCUUAACCUGUUAAUACUUGUUAAAUGGACACUUUGAAAUAUUUUAUUACAGAGUUUUUAAUUAGCAAAUAAAUUCAUGAGUACUAUAGAGAAAAUAUUUUAGAAUCUAAAUGUUUCUUAUAUUUAUGUGACUUCUCAUUUAUAUAGUUACUUUUUUUUGUUUCUAUUCCGUCUACAAAUCAAAUAAUUGCUGAUUUUUUAUUCUAAUUUUAGUCUUUCCAACUGAAUGUACUGUAAUGCUUGUAUGUAUAUGUCCCUAUGAGCAAUAUAGGGUUUUUGUAAAUUAUGCAGUUACUGUAAUUAUCAUUGUUUUUUAAUAAUGGAACUGAAGGUGAAAAGGAUUUUAAUACCUUUGUAAAAGUAUCAUGACACCGAGCAGUAUAUAUUUUGUCUUCUGGAGCUCUUAGCUUAGAUCUGAAAACAACUCCAGCUUUUUUUCAGGUGAGCCUUUCUUGACGUAGGAGGGACGGUACAUGAGUGUUGUUCUCAGAGCUGUACCAUUCCACAAAGAGAAUGUGUCAAGUAGUGGCAAUUUGUCUUUAUUUAAAGUAGAACAGGUUUGAAAAGCUGGGAGGAACUCUUAACCCUGCGGGACACUUUGUAGGAGCGAUUGCCUCAGUCCUAACACCCUCUGCAGUGUUUGUGUAGCGGCUCUUCGCAGUGAGUGAAAACAAGCCAUAAACUGAGGACUGUUUUUAUUUUUGCUUUCCCUUCCUUGAGGAAGAUAGGCUUCAUAAUAAUUCCUGGUGUGAGCUGCAGGCCACAGAGAGGUUGUUUUUGUCCUAGACCUUUUUGCUUGAAAACACUUGGUGGAAAGAUGCUGGUGGAACCAGUUUUAAUGGACCAAUCCUAAAGCACUGCAGCCUCACAAAUGAGUAGUGAAAGAUGAAGGUACAAUGGGCUGAAAACUAAAGCAGUGCAUCUUCUAAUAAAGGCCUUAUUUUCUUAUAUAAGUCGUCCUAUGUGUUUUGUAAACUUGUUCAAAAGUCUUGUCUGGACUUUAAUUUGGAUGGUUGUAGCCAUUUUGGACUAUAUGAGUAGAAAAUGUAUCUUGACACUUGUAAAUGGCAUAUUAAAAAGCCAGCAAGAAUCUGUUCAGAUGGUGCAUUAUUUAUUAUGCAACAAUAUAUAUAGCAUGUCUUUUUUCUUAUUUUGUUUUCCACUUUUAACUUGCUUGUAAAACUGAUAUUCAUUGUUACUGUUCUGUUUUUCUAUUAAUCUUUUGUGUAUUUUCAGAUUAUGUAACAAUAUGUACAGUCUACUUUUGAACUAUUUUUAUCACAGUAUUAUUUAUUGCUUUCAAUAAAGUACUGAUGCAUUUUCCACUGCCAAUAAAACAGUAUGGAAAAGCUAAGAUCUAAUUGUAUGCAGGCAGAAACUUUUGCAGUGAGUGGGUAGUGUCAAUAAAGCAUCUUAAUGAUUGUUUGCUGCCCUCUAGAUCUGGUUUCAAAUGGUGACCUUUCUCCAGUAGCAAAAAUAUUCCAUUAGAUGUGACAUUUUCUUUGGAAUUGUUCAAGUUCACAUGCAUUAAUAUCAGUUUUCUGGAAAAAACUGCUUUAUUGCCUACUUCUGCUCAUAGUUAGAGCUAUGAUUUGCUUUUUAAAAUAAUAAACCAGACCUGUCACACAA
Molecule: messenger RNA, 6583 nt
Organism: Oenanthe melanoleuca
Lineage: Eukaryota; Metazoa; Chordata; Aves; Passeriformes; Muscicapidae
Gene: PPFIA1
Product: PTPRF interacting protein alpha 1
Exons: 30
Coding region: 1192-4890 (1232 amino acids)
Biological process (GO): synapse organization
Cellular component (GO): presynaptic active zone
Molecular function (GO): protein binding
Source: RefSeq, a predicted model, not a curated record